Molecule: messenger RNA, 1964 nt
Organism: Dendronephthya gigantea
Lineage: Eukaryota; Metazoa; Cnidaria; Anthozoa; Malacalcyonacea; Nephtheidae
Exons: 3
Coding region: 83-1594 (503 amino acids)
Source: RefSeq, a predicted model, not a curated record
ACUACGAAAGUCCUUCCCAAAUAAAUUGCGUUGCGAAGAAAAAUACGAAAAAAAUAGCAAGAAAACUAAAGUUAUAAAGCAGAUGAGUGACAGACUACCAGUGAUGGCCUUUGCUAACAACAUUCUUCCUAACUACCCCAUUUCGCAUCAUUGGAAGUUAGGAAGUACACAAUCUGACAAAGAAGACUACCUAAAUACAGUUGUUGUUAUAACAAAUCAAGUGGUUAAAUUGCCAGAUCUUGAAGCAAAAAACGAGAAGACUUUCCAAGAUUUACAAAAUGCUUUAAAAUGCCUUACGGAAGCGACUGUCAUGAGUCGAUCCUGCUUGCAAAUUGUUGAAAAACAGUUGAAUGAUAUCAAAGACAUUGAUGAAAGUGUUGUGAAAAACCUGAGAAAACUGAAAGAACGCCUUUCAAAAUUUAUUGGUUACCUUGAUAAAAUUUUGCUGUUUUAUUCAGAUAUGAAUAACGUUGUUGAUGUGAAACCUAGCCUUGAAAAUGUAAAGGAAAGCACAGAAAAGUUAAAGAGUGUUCUUAAGAAGAUGAAUAAGGACAAACUACCAGAUUUGUUUUCAUGUUACUCCGAAAGAGAUUGUCCGAAAGUUAUUCCGGAAGAGAUCCUUUGUGCAUUUGUUGGCCUACAAAGUGAUGUUGCUCAAAGACUCGCCAAUUUGGACCCUGAUGUCCGAAGUCACCAAACUGAUAUGUAUUUUCUUCUACAUUUCAUCUCUGAUGAUUGCAGCAAUGCUGAGGUUGAUUUGAGAAACACCCAAGCAGUUGCAUCCAAGUUGAAAGAAAUGGGAUUUACAGAAAGUCGUUCUCAACUUGUUGCUGGCUGGAUAUCAAAACAGUCUCUACCUGAACACCGGUCAUUGCUAUCCUGGGUGAGAAGAUAUAUUGAGAACAUUUUCAAUUACGAUAUUUUCCUGAAUGAAUCAGUAGAUCUGUUCCCCCAUUCUUCUAACACAAUCAACGAAUGGUUUGAGGUUCAAGUCAAAAUUUACCGGCCACGAACCAGUCAUAUGGUACAAUUCUUCAACACAACGUCUUCUGCUGAGGCACUAAAUGCAUGUCAGAAACGAGCGCAGGAGUCGGGUUCGAAAUGUUGGUUCCAUGGAACAGAUCACAAGGCUGCAAAUAACAUUGUUGAGAAUGGCAUUAUCCUUAAUAAUGGGGCGACAAAUCUUGAUUUUUCACACGGUAGUGGUUUCUAUUUGAACCCGGAUUGCCAAAAAACAGUAGAGUGGAUAAGCUCAGCAAAGGCUGGUGCAAUAAUCAUGUUCAAAGCGUUAGAAAGAACUGAAUUCAAAUGUCUCAACCUAGAAAGCAAUACAGAACACUGGAGUAGAGUAGUAAAGUGGAACCGAAGCGGUGAAGAUAGAGAUGAGAGCUUGGAUGAAGACUUCGAAGAAGAGUAUGAAGAGUGUGAUUACAUUCAAGGUCCAGUGAGUAUUGAUGGUGCUAAGAACACUGGCACAAAUUGGGAGCCCCAACCUUCUGACGCACAGCAAAUAUGUGUAAAGUCAAAAAAGAUGGCUUCUGCUAUUGGACGACAAACCAACAUAAUUGGUGUUGUGUGCUGGAACUCAAUUUAAAAUGCCGUCUCAGUUUUGAUGUACAUAGGCUAUUACACAGUUGUUUGUGUAUUGUGUUAAAUUCAUAUGCUUAAUAUUCAGUUUACCAAAACGUUUACCAAUAGGAUUUGGGAGGUUAUUCUUUGACUGGUCUUUGAGUUUCCUGUUUGAUUAGGGCUAACCGUGUGUGAGUUUUCAUACAAGCAUUUCAUACAACUCCCGCUCCUCUUUUCCAAGUGGUUUUUGAAGGAGUGCUUUGGCCCGUUGUUAAGGCGGGUUGCUGGUCUGUUGAAUAUAAAAAAUAAAUCCGUAAAAUAGGAAAUGUUCAAAUUAAUAUGAGAUUGCUCCAGAAGUAUUCAUUGAAAAUGAGCAUGCUGAAAUCCAACUGGUC